AUGAGUAAAUCCCUUAUUCCUAAAGCUAGUUGCAGUUAUAAUGCUAGUGACUCUGACCCAUAUAUGACUGAUGAGGAUUCUGCUUAUGAACCCCCAAGUGUACCCCACCUUAACGUUAAUCAGAGCCAGCAUGUUAGUGAAUUAUUAGAGAAUAAUAGUUCAGACAGUCCUCAUGUUACUCCUAAAAGAACGAGAAAGAGAAGGUUGAAUAUUAAAGGCCAUAAAAAACAAAUUAGGAAAAAUGCGACACUACAGGGUUUAGAAUAUGAGACUGCAAAGGGGAAAAAGGUUAUGAAAAAGAAAUUGAAAGCCUAUGAACACAGAUGUGGAUAUAAAUGUCAUGAAAUAAACGAAGCAGAUAGACAGAUGUUGUUCACAAGAUUUUAUCAACUCAAGAGUAUAGAAAUAAAAUAUGCAAAAUGGGAAAAUUUGCAACGACUUUUACCCUAUGUACCUCCUAUCCACCAUAAGUUUUGUAACGAAUUACCCCAUAAAGAAAAAAACAUCAUAAAACAAUCGCGCGCAAAUUCGAGAGGACAAACUCACGAAAGCAAUGAUGACACAGCUCGUAAUGAACCAGAUAUGAUAAUUUUGGACUUAGACUAUGAAGAUUAA
Messenger RNA from Diabrotica balteata, 615 nucleotides. The record is from the annotation of a GenBank genome assembly. Lineage: Eukaryota; Metazoa; Arthropoda; Insecta; Coleoptera; Chrysomelidae.